UCCAGAGUGAGGAUACUCAGACCAAGGCAGCUCAGGAAGUGAGUAAAAUCUUACUUGAGCCUUCAAGCUUCCUUGUGAGUUCUCCACGUUCCCAGCGUGCUCACACUAGCCAAAGAGAUUGCAGUGUGGAACCAACUCCGUCUGAAUGCUUGGUUAAGGCAUUCGACCUUGUCAAUUCCGUCAUUGAUGGAAUUUGCGAACAUCUGGAUUCUACAACAACACCAGAUGGUUUGAAAGAAACACGGUCUGAAGCUUUGGGUUGGAUGGAAUCAGGUGUUGAUGUCCCUGAGGAGAUUCUGUGGUACACUGUGUGUAGUAUUUACAACAGUGCCAUGAGACACCUCAGGGAUUUUUCUGCAGUGUAUCAGCAGAAACCACCUAAGGUCAAUCCUUUAGAGAUCAGUGUUGGGGGAAGUGUUGGUAAGAAAUCACACCUUGAAAGACCAUCAGUGAUCGAUGAACACGAGCCACCCAAGAACAGAGAGAGGGUUUCAAUGGCCUCUUUACUGGACACCAUGAUGGCCUCCCUGGGUUUACAGAGCUCAGGUCCUUUUAACUCUCUUGAGGAGUUAUCUGCAGCAGCAGAAAGAGUGGAGGACCUGUUUUCGACCACAGCCACUGAGGAGAUUGCCAAAAUGGUGCAGCUCAUACUGACAGACAGAUUAAGUUCUCUGAACGUGUCAGUGUCUGUUCUACAGCACUACCCUUACCUACAACGACCCUUUGCUUCGGAGUUUCUUGUUGAAUUUGCAGACAAGCCGGUGAAAUGUUUGCUCAGGUCAUGCAUUGCUCCUCAACCAGCUUCAACCACUGCUAACGACAUUCCAAGUCUGGUGAUGCCCUUCAGAGUCACUCCUGAGAGUUUUGAGAUCUCAAGACCCCCAUCUGAGGUGUUUGCUGACACAAUGGAUCCGUUCUCCAAAGUAAUCGUGAACAGUGUGAUGGACAAAGUGCCAGCACUUCACCGCUCCAUCAUUGAAGCUGUGUACGCAGAGCUUCUUCAGAGAAUGAGAUCAGAAAAUCAGCUCAUUGAAACAGUAAAAGCCCAGAGUGAGCUGUUGACAGGAUCUCUGGCUGUUUCCAUUGUCAGGGCAAUUAAGAGUGCAGACCCUAAAGACUUGUACCGUCCUGCCUCGGAUCAUGCCAUCCUCGCAACUUGGCGGGUUCUUCAGACUCGGGCACAGUCAGCAGCAACUUCAUCAGACCUGACAAAAGAAGCGAGCUCGAACGAUCAGAAAGAGCUGAUUGAGAGAAUUCUCAGAGAGUUCUCUGCAUCCUCUAGUGCUGCAAAGCUGGAGGAAGUUCUAACAGGUAUGUUUCUUGAGCUCUUUCAAAGAUUUGGUGAGGAAGGUUCUCUGCACAAAGCUUUGGACCCUCAAGACUCUGCAAUUGACGAGGCCCUGAUGACUGCCUUACGGAGGCAUCUAGAUGCAGAUGCUUCAACUGCAGGGCCCAAAACAAAAAGGCAUGAACUUGAAGCUAAAGAACAUCUUCCAUCUCAAGAUGCCAAAACUCAGCAUCUUCAAAAAGAAAUCCAGAAAGGACGAUAAUGCUGGUCAAUCUUCAGAUCAGGACCAUUUGCAGAGUCGCCGCACUGCUGAUAUGAGUGGAUCCAAGAGUGUGUCAAAAAAGGAGAAGCCUAGGAGAGCGUCCAUUUGUUCCAGGAUGUUCUGCUGGUUUAGGAAAAUCAGCUGCCUUGGGCCCCUUUAAGCUCAUUCAUUUCCAUUAAGAUCUUCAUAAUCUCUCUUCGUGCUCCCGUCAGGCCGAAUCCUGCCAGAACACAAAAUCACCUAUCACUGUUCUCCUGACGACACCCAGGUUUACUUCACUCUCUCACCAAAAGACUGUGGUCCCAUAGAUACUUUGUGUCGGUGCUCAGAGCAAAUCCAGUCGACCAGAGGAGGAUGGGUUCCCCUUUUGAGUCUUGGUUCCUCUCAAGGUUUCUCCCUCUUGCUCUUAGGGAGUUUUUCCUUGCCACCGUCGCCCUCGGCUUGCUCAUUUGGGGCUCGGACCUGGAUUUUCUCUGAACCUGCUUUGUGACGCUCGUUGUAAAAUGUGCUGUAGAAACAGAUCUUAAAAUGAGUUAAAGGAUCUGUCAACAUUUCCUCCAGAUAAAUCAACACAGAAGUUGUAUUACUUGGCAAUGAAGAGGAAAGACUGAAGGUCAGUGCAGACUUCAGAGCUCCAGUAUCUAAAGACUAAGUCAGAAACCUGGGUGUACCAACGGAUCCAAAUUAAAGCUUUAAUCCAGCCUGAAAUUUAGUUUUAAGUUUAAAUUCCCCAAUCAAUGCAGGAUGUCAGCCUUCACCUGUUUAAUCCUAAAACUCUGUUUCUUUACAUAGACUGUAUUCAACAUGUAGCAGAAACAGUUUUGGCCAAACCAAUGAAAUAUAAAAGUCCUUCUGUGGCUCUAAACCAGCUCGCCUGCUGCUUGAAGCUGGAAUUGGCUGCCAGAAGAUCUCAGAUUUGCCCCUAAUUCGUCUUUAAAUCUUUAAAGUCAGACUCUUCUUUUUAUCUUCUGCAUCUUUCAUACUUUCCAUUUAGACUUUGCACUUCUUUUCAGUUCAUUUUAGUUUUUUGUUUCCCCCUUAUUUUAUUGUACUGUUUAUGUUUUGUUUUUAUUCAUCACUUUGUAAAGCACUUUGAACUGCCCUUUUAAAAUAAACGUGUAGUAAAUAAAUUUGCCUCCUGAAAUCUUAAUUAAACCUUCAAAAUCAUGAUUGACAUGAGGAGAAAAGGUUUUUACCUUCUGUUUACAUCAAAACUGUCUGUGAAAAACAAAGUCAUAUGCGAUUUGGGUCUGUCUGUCUGUCUAUUUAUCUAUCUAUAUAUGUAUUUAUCUGUCUAUCUAUAUAUCUAUCAAUCUAUCUGUCUCUUUGUUUAUUUAUCUGUCUAU
This is a messenger RNA of Colossoma macropomum (tambaqui), 2896 nucleotides long. RefSeq lists its product as uncharacterized. The transcript is spliced from 3 exons. The coding region runs from base 264 to 1550 and encodes 428 amino acids. NCBI's taxonomy places the organism in Eukaryota, Metazoa, Chordata, Actinopteri, Characiformes, Serrasalmidae. The record is from RefSeq and is a predicted model, not a curated record.